UAUACAUACAGGGCUAACACUCCAAGGAUAGGAUGAGGCUUCCCCGCCAUCCAUCAUGCGUGCCUUCGUUAUUGAGAGCUACGCCCAUCCCUCGAAGAUUAGUCUGACCUCAGACUUCCCCGACCCGAAGCCCGGCCCUCGGGAUGUGUUGGUAGAUGUCUACAGUGGCGGUCUGAACUUCUUCGACAUACUGCAAUGUCAAGGCAAAUACCAGAAUCAGCCUCCCAUGCCGUUCGUUCUUGGGAUGGAAUUUGCAGGUCGCAUCUCGUCAAACUCGCCUAUUCCCAAUGGCUGCAGCUUUAAACCUGGUGAUCGGGUGUUCGGUGGUGCUCAGGGCGCUUUCGGGGAGAAAGUCGCGGUGCCAUUGAACAAUAUCCUGCCGAUCCCCGACAAUAUCUCGUAUGACCAGGCGGCAGGCCUGUACGUUACUUGGCCAACGAGUUAUGAAGCCCUUGUUGGGCGGGCGGUGCUCAAAUCAGGGGAAUGGGUCUUGGUCACGGCUUCCGCAGGAGGAGUAGGCAUCGCAGCUGUGCAGCUAGCCAAAGCCCUUGGAGCCAAGGUGAUCGCUGCCGCAGGCUCACGAGCGAAGCUCGAGGUAUCGAAGAACUUCGGGGGUGCCGACUUCGGCGUGGACUACACGAAGCCUGGGUGGCAACAGGAAGUCCUGAACAUCACUGGAGGGAAGGGGGUGGAUGUGAUUUAUGAUCCUGUCGGGCUUAUCAAAGACUCCUUAAAAUGCAUAGCAUGGAAAGGGAGAGCGCUGGUUGUCGGGUUUGCCGCCGGUUCUAUUGAGAAGCUGCCUCUGAAUCUCGUCCUUCUGAAGAAUAUAUCUAUUGUAGGUAUUCAUUGGGGUGCAUAUGCUAAGAAUGAGCCUGCCCAUAUGUCAAAGGUGUGGCAGGAUCUCAUGGAGUUGAUGUCGUCCGGGCGCGUGAAGCCGGUUGUUUAUUCAGAAGUUUGGCCUUUCGAUAGACUGGCUGAUGGGUUGGUGGCCAUUGAGAAACGGCAGACAUGGGGGAAGGCUGUUGUUCGAAUCCGUGAAGACGACAGCGUGCAAGCUCGGUUGUAGAUUGUUUUUACCGCAGCCACCUGCAGUCUGCCUACCGGACAACCCUAGACGGCCGUCCCCAACCAUCUUCCAUAAGUUCCAUGUACUUUAGCGAAUUGUCAAGUCGUGGAAGCCAUUCUUGAAUGUGCUGCCUUUCAGCAGUAUUUCGAAAUCGAUGCACAUGCGGCUCAUAUAAGCAAG
Molecule: messenger RNA, 1246 nt
Organism: Gloeophyllum trabeum ATCC 11539
Lineage: Eukaryota; Fungi; Basidiomycota; Agaricomycetes; Gloeophyllales; Gloeophyllaceae
Product: NAD P-binding protein
Exons: 9
Coding region: 56-1066 (336 amino acids)
Cellular component (GO): mitochondrion
Molecular function (GO): zinc ion binding; oxidoreductase activity
Source: RefSeq, a predicted model, not a curated record